GCAAGCCUCGUUUUCUCUCUCGUUCUCGUUAUCCCCUCUCCGCGCCUGCGGUGUUGUGACUGAAGAUGCGGAGAGCUCCAUUAACACUUGGCCCAAAAAGGAAAUAGCGAGGCUCAAGGUCUCUAUCGAAAUUUUGAGAUGCUGGAGUAGCAGGAGAAGGAGAUGGGGGGAGGGUUAGGAUGCCCGGGAUCAGGAGUAUGAGAGAGUCGGGAUUCGAUCGGUCAGGAUGGGAUGCCACGAUGCCACGACGGAGCAAGCCGAAGGAGAGUCACUGGGAUAUGGUGAAGUAUGGAGGGCAGUCGUCGGAGUCGGGACUAGAGGGCGGGGAAGAACGCGGAGCCGCCCCAGGGGGAAUGAACACUACACAGAUGGAGGAAGGCUCCAAAGUGGAUGAGGGUAAAGCUGUGCCCUCCCCAAGUGGGGGGACUGGGGGGGGUCUCCCCCCUACCAAUGACGGCGGCGCCACCCGUCCUCUCCCCUUGAUUGCGACUGCCUUUCAGAACCUGGCCCCCCUUUUGCGCGCCGGGAGUAAGUCUCUUCCAGUGAGAGAUUUCGCAGGCGCAUGCGCCGAGGUCUCCGUUCUCUUCGGCCAUCUUGGCAUGGCAUUCAAGUUUGCGGAAAAGGAUUACGUCUCCAAGGUCCAGAGCUUGAAACUGGCAGCUGCAGAGUUUGAUGCCCUUCCGUCGCUGUUGGAUCACGAUGUCGAUCGGGACACAGUGCGGGAUCCCGGCAGCCAUACACGCAACCUGCUACGUGUCAAGCGAGGGUUGGAAAUGGUGGAGUACCUGUUCCAAUACAUCUUGGAAGACAAUGCCGCCUCGUUAGCAGACGCUGCCAGCCAUGCGUACAAGCGCGCUCUGGCUCCGUACCAUAGCUGGGCUAUUAAGAAGGCCGUAUGGCUUGGCAUGCAUACUCUACCUUCUCGCUCCAAGUUCCUCCAGAAGAUUCACGAAGACCAAGACUCCUGGAAACCUGCCACGUCACAGUGCAAGAUCAGCAGUGCCACGUCACAGUGCCACAUCCGCAGUGCCACGUCACAGUGCCAGAUCAGCAGUGCCACGUCAGCAGUGCCAGGUCACAUUGCCACGUCAGACAUAGUGCCACGACAGCAGUGCCACGUCAGACAUAGUGCCAUGUCAGGAGUGACGUCCGACACAGUGCCAUGUCAGCAGUGCCACGUCAGCAGUACCACGUCAGACAGUGCCGCAUCAGCAGUGCCACAUCAGCAGUGCCACGUAAGCAGCAGUGCCACACGCAGAUUCCAGGCUCGCCGCAAGGAAGCCCAGGAUCUGCUACAGCGGCAUGAAGCCACAAGCAUCGACAAACUCAAGUUCUGGCUUUUUGAACCGAACGGCGACGAGGCAACACCGGAAGAGCAGUAUAAGGAGUUCCUCUCCAAACUCGUGACACGGUUGCUGUAUGCUUGCAACUACCAGCGGUCAGAGUUGGAGAGACAGCACCAGGACCUGGCGCAACAGCAUCAGGAGUUGGCGACGCUCCGCCGCACAGUGCAGGGCCAUGAGGAUGCAACUCGGGCACUCAAUGCCCAAUUGCUAAACCUGGAACAGACUGUACCAGGACCAGCUGCUGGGGCUUCCAGCAGUGCACCCUCUAGCCGCCAACUGGAGGACCGCGUUGACCACGUAGUGGCAAUGCUCGGCGACAUCAGCACUUUCGCUGCGCUGACCACCACCAUCAGCAGUCAACUGCAUACAUUGAAGACCGAGGUCCAGCAGCUGCAGACGACGAACGCAAAUGGCAAUCCGAAGAUGUAUAAGAUGCCAACGUUCACUCUGGAGAAGUUCGACGACUACACGCAGCAGGAUUCGGUCCUCUGGUGGGAAGCAUUCACAACGCAACUCGGGAUUCUGCCCGUAGACAAGGAUGCGUACAUCGGCGUCCUGUUCAUGAACUCGAAGGGCGGAUGCCAGACCUGGUUGACCCACCUGGCAACCUCCCACGGCGUCGACGUACCAGACUUGAAGGAUGUAAUCACAUGGGAGGAACUGACACGACUGUGGAAGAAGCGGUUCAUCGUCGACGACGCGCCAGCACUCGCCAUCAACCGACUCUUCACCAUGUCAAAGGGCAACACAGCAACAUGGGACUGGCUCACGGAGUGGCAGAAGAUUGCAGCUGUGCCCAAUCUGAACUUACCAUUCGAGCAUCUACGCCGUGAGUUCUACAACAGGUCCUGUGCUGCAUUGAGCCAGGCUCUUGGUGAUCGCGAGCAGUACUCAACCUUCGCGGAGAUCAUUGACAAAGCGAGGGAGAUCAUCAAGACCAACAGGUUAGCUGCACACGAGAAAUCAACAUCAUGGCAGCCGACCUAUGUGGAGAAGGUACGAACUGAAGACAUUGUCAGCGACCGCGACACUCGUUUCAUGUCGGUGUUUUGGACUGCUCUCAUGCAGGAGUCCGACACAACAAUGAAACCAAGUUCGGCUCGACAUCCUCAGACAGACGGGCAUACGGAGCGGGCACAUCAAACCGCUCAAAUGAUGCUUCGUACGCUCAUCCGUCCGGACCAGAAAGAUUGGGUUGACCGCCUCCCCGACAUCGAGUUUGCCUACAACACUUCGGUGCAUCCGGCGAUCGGCGUGACUCCAUUCGAGUUGCACCACGGUGGACGGAAAGGACGGAUCUUCGCCGACCUUCUCCUCCCUCGACCAGUUGACAUUGACGCUGCCUGCUCUCCCGCUUCCGUCCGGAAGUACAGGGAAUUGCUGACUCAAGCCCGCGCAAAUAUGCAAAAGUCUCAAGUCCGCAUGAAGCAGCAAGUCAACAGGCGUCGCGUACCAUGUCCCAUCCGCGCCGGUGAUCUGGUUUGGGUCUCCGCGGAAGAGUUUGCACUGGAACAGGAUGUUUCACGCAAACUGCUUCCCAAGUGGUUUGGACCUUGGUCUGUGACAGCAGCCGCGGGCGAUGAGCCCGAUGGCCCUUCAUUUGUGAUCAACAUUCCAGAGCAUCUGACGGUCCAUCCGGUCUUCCACGCCUCGAAGCUGGCAACAUACACGCCAGUCGAGAGCGACGACUUUCCGGACCGACGAUCGCAGGACCCUCCUUCUAUGGAUGGCCAUCAGGAAGGUGACCGCGUCAUCUCCGAUCGCAAGUACGGCAGCAAGCCGCAGCAGUACAAAGUCACAUUCAAAGCAUGCGAUCGCGACGACACUCGGUGGAUUUCAGGCGCAGAUUUGAAAGCAUCCGCACCGCUGAUCUACGCGCAUUAUGAAAAGCGCAGGUUAGCUCAGGAAGCUUCACGACCAGCCCCUCCCACCCGGAAUGUGGUCCCUCCCUCAGACAGACAGCUUCGCCCUCGCAGGUAAGCUCGGUUCUUCAAGGAGGGGGGGGUGUGGCAUACUGCGUAGCGUGGCCCUGCAGGGCCCGUCCCGGACAUUCAGCCUAAAAGCCUAAAACUUAG
Chara braunii is the source of this 3421-nucleotide messenger RNA. The record is from the annotation of a GenBank genome assembly. Lineage: Eukaryota; Viridiplantae; Streptophyta; Charophyceae; Charales; Characeae.